This is a messenger RNA of Phaeodactylum tricornutum CCAP 1055/1, 1227 nucleotides long. RefSeq lists its product with no specific name. The record is from RefSeq and is a predicted model, not a curated record. The transcript has a single exon. Gene Ontology annotation, biological process: RNA processing. Gene Ontology annotation, cellular component: nucleus. The coding region runs from base 1 to 1227 and encodes 408 amino acids. Gene Ontology annotation, molecular function: RNA-3'-phosphate cyclase activity. NCBI's taxonomy places the organism in Eukaryota, Bacillariophyta, Bacillariophyceae, Surirellales, Neidiaceae.
AUGUCGUCUUGUAGAAAACCGAACGAGAUCGAGAUUGAUGGAUCCAAAGGCGAAGGUGGAGGUCAGAUUCUACGGAACUCCAUCUCCUACGCUACAAUCUUGCGAAAACCGAUCCGCAUUACGAAAAUCCGUUCUAAUCGAUCAAAACCAGGUCUGAAAGCCCAGCACGUGGCUUCUUUGCAACUUCCAACCAGAAUCUGCGGCGUUGUGCUAAAGGGGGAUGCUAUCGACUCACAGAUCAUUCAAUAUGAGCCAGGAAAACCAAGGAUAACAACAAGCCAGCUUGAGCAGAUUAACUUGACGAGCAACAUUGAAACUGCCGGUUCCAUUUGUCUUUUGAUUCAGGCUGCCCUCCCUUGUGCAUUAAUGGGUUCUGCUGUUCCUAUUAGUUUGACACUCCGCGGCGGUACCAACGCAACAAUGGCACCACAAUACGACUACUGGGAACGGGUAUUCUGGCCGACGCUGCGGGAUCUCUUUCAACUGCAACCAAACCAAGUAGAGGCAACUGUUGUUCGUCGAGGCUAUUUCCCCAAAGGUGGCGGUUUAGUUCGAAUUCGUGUUUUGCCCAUUUGUGAAGCUUUACCACCGAUUUCUAUGACAGAGCGAGGACAAGUUGUAGAAAUUUCAAUUCGAGCGUUUCACGCUGGUAAGCUUCCAAUACAUUUGGCGAAGCAAAUGGCAUCGGCUGCCCAACAUUUUUUGCAGCCACGUUUUCCAAAUACACCUGUGUACACAGAGGUUGUCACGGAGAAAGAAGCAGUUGGAAGUGGGUUAGGAAUAAUUAUUGUUGCGACCACAAAUACGGGGUGCCGCUUGGCUGGAUCAGCCCUGAUGGAACGUCAGCAAAAGGCAUUUGAUGUGGGUGUUCGGGCAGCUACCGAACUCUGGUCCACCAUUCAAGACGGUGGGUGUGUGGACGAGUGGCUCCAAGACCAGCUCAUUCUUUUCAUGGCAUUGGCGCGUGGCGAGUCCAAAAUCCUAACCGGAUCAUUGACUCUACACACUCAAUCAGCCAUUGAGAUUGCCAAAGUCGUAGCCUGCGCUGAGUUUGAGGUGACGCGUAUAUUGGACGAGGGAGACGACAUAGUGGCUAAGACUGUCACAAAUUGUCGCUACGGUGAAGCUGGGCGCAUACCAGGUAAACACAUCAUUCGUUGCAGGGGAAUUGGUUUCUCAAGUUAUUGCACCCCAGAAGAAAUCACGCAGAGCGAUAUGAAGGUAUAG